This is a messenger RNA of Quercus robur (English oak), 1740 nucleotides long. Its product is annotated as beta-1,3-galactosyltransferase 7. Gene Ontology annotation, cellular component: Golgi membrane. Bases 134 to 1405 code for a protein of 423 amino acids. The transcript has 11 exons. The record is from RefSeq and is a predicted model, not a curated record. Lineage: Eukaryota; Viridiplantae; Streptophyta; Magnoliopsida; Fagales; Fagaceae. Gene Ontology annotation, molecular function: beta-1,3-galactosyltransferase activity.
AUAAUAAAAAACCAAAACAACAAUCAGCCUCAAACUUGUUUAAAUAGACUUUGAUUAUAAACCCAACACAUCUUCCUCGUUUCUUAGCUUCGUGUCACUCUCUCUCUGUCUCUUACAAAAACACACACAGAAAAUGAAGAACCGGAACUCUGGUUCUGGUAGAAUCUCAGCCAAAUGGAUACCCAUUAUUUGCAUCGCUUCCUUCGUUCUUGGCGUUCUCAUCACAAGCAGUUGUAGUUUGUUAUUGUUGUUUUCGAAAGCCGACGAGAUUGUGACUUCGGAUCGUUGGUUGCACAGGAUGUGGGCCCCACCCGAAUCCAACGGUCAGCUCAUGUCUCACCGUCGACAGGAACAGGAGUUACCAACUGUCGCCGACGAUUGCAAUACUAAAACGAAACCGGCACCGAAUAGCGAUGUAAUGGAGAGUAUUCACAAAACCCAAGACGCAGUUCAGCUUGUUAGAUCUCUAGACAAGCAGAUUUCAAUGCUCAACAAGGAGUUAUCAACAACUCGGAGUUCUCGGGAAAUGGGGAUAUCUGAUGGCUCUGCUGCCACCUCUUUUUUGCCUCAAAAUGGCGCACCAAGGAAGAAAGCGUUCGUAGUUAUUGGAAUCAACACUGCUUUCAGUAGUAGGAAGCGGCGUGAUUCGGUUAGAAUGACUUGGAUGCCCCAGGGUGAAAAGCUUGUCCAAUUGGAGCGUGAGAAGGGAAUUGUGGUCCGGUUCAUGAUUGGCCACAGUGCAACAGCCAACAGCAUUUUAGAUCGAGCUAUUGAUUUAGAAGAGUCUCUGCACAAAGACUUUCUUAGGCUGGAGCAUGUUGAAGGGUAUCAUGAGCUGUCUUCAAAAACAAAGAUUUUCUUUGCAACUGCAGUUGCAAAAUGGGAUGCUGACUUCUAUGUCAAAGUGGAUGAUGAUGUCCAUGUCAAUUUGGGUAUGCUAGCUACAACUCUUGCCCGUCACCGUUCAAAACCUAGAGUCUACAUUGGGUGCAUGAAAUCUGGACCUGUUCUUUCUCGAUCGGAUGUCAAAUAUCACGAACCGGAGUACUGGAAAUUUGGGGAAGAGGGGAAUAAAUACUUCCGACAUGCAACUGGGCAGAUAUAUGCAAUCUCAAAGGAUCUAGCCACAUACAUCUCCAUCAACCAGCCUAUAUUGCAUAAGUAUGCCAACGAAGAUGUGUCACUUGGUUCAUGGUUUAUUGGUCUUGAAGUUGAGCACAUUGAUGACCACAAUAUGUGCUGUGGAACACCACCAGAUUGUGAGUGGAAGGCAGAGGCAGGUAAUGUUUGCGUUGCGUCAUUUGAUUGGAGCUGCAGCGGAAUCUGCAAGUCAGUGGAGAAGAUCAAGUUUGUUCACUCGAAGUGUGGUGAAGGAGAUGGCGCUGUUUGGAGCGCUGUAUAUUAAAUCAAUUCAAGAAGGUCCUUACACAGACAAGGUUUUGGAAAAUUUAUAAACCAGGUUCAACAACAUAGACACAGGCAGUUCAGAGCAUUAAAGUGGUGAAAGUUGUGCAUAUAUUUAUGACAUUCAAGUCCAUACGCUGUUCAUUCAAACUUUUAGCAGUUCAGUUACAUCAAUACUUGUCAGAUAUCUCAAGAUAGGGGUUUUUUUGGGGGGGUGGGGGGGUAGUAUAAUGUAGCCCCCGUUAGCAGAAGUAAAUUACAUGUAUUAUUGACGUUUGGUUGAACUGGUUUUACUUUGUGUAGUGAAAUACAAAAAUCGCAUUGAUUUUGCUGCAA